CCAUUUGUUUAUUUUUGUUUUUAUUUCCAUUUCUCUAGGAGGUGGGUCAAAAAGGAUCUUGCUGUGAUGUAUGUCAUAGAGUGUUCUGCCUAUGUUUUCCUCUAAGAGUUUGAUAGUGUCUGGCCUUACAUGUAGGUCUUUAACCCAUUUGGAGUUUAUUUUUGUGUGUGGUGUUAGGGAGUGUUCUAAUUUCAUUCUUUUACAUGUAGCUGUCCACUGUUCCCAGCACCACUUAUUGAAGGGGCUGUCUUUCCUCCAUUGUAUAUUCUUGCCUCCUUUAUCAAAGAUAAGGUGACCAUAGGUGCGUGGGUUUAUCUCUGGGCUUUCUAUCCUGUUCCAUUGAUCUAUAUUUCUGUGUUUGAGCCAGUACCAUACUGUCUUUUUUUAAAAAAUAAAUUUAUUUAUUUGUUUAUAUUUUUGGCUGCGUUGGGUCUUCGUUGCUGCGCGCAGGCUUUCUCUAGUUGCGGUGAGCGGGGGCUACUCUUCGUUGCGGUGCGCGGCCUCUCAUUGUCGUGGCUUCUCUUGUUGCGGAGCACGGGCUUUAGGCGCGCAGGCUUCAGUAGUUGUGGCACGUGGGCUCAAGAGUUGUGGCUCAUGGGCUCUAGAGCACAGGCUCAGUAGCUGUGGCGCACGGGCUUAGUUGUUCCGUGACAUGUGGGAUCUUCCCGGGCCAGGGUUCGAACCCGUGUCCCCUGCAUUGGCAGGCGGAUUCUUAACCACUGUGCCACCAGGGAAGCCCUACCAUACUGUCUUGAUGACUGUAGCUUUGUAGUAAGUAUAGUCUGAAGUCCAGUACCCUGAUUCCUCCAGCUCCAUUUUUCUUUCUCAAGAUUGCUUUGGCUAUUCGGGGUCUUUUGUGUUUCUAUACAAAUGGUGAAAUUUUUGUUCUAGUUCUGUGAUAAAUGCCAUUGGUAGUUUGAUAGGGGUUGCAUUGAAUCUGUAGAUUGUUUUGGGUAGUAUAGUCAUUUUCACAAUGUUGAUUCUUCCAAUCCAAGAACAUGGUAUCUCUCCAUCUGCUGGUAUCACCUUUGAUUUCUUUCAUCAUUGCUUUAGAGUUUUCUGAGUACAGGUGUUUUGUCUCCUUAGGCAGGUUAUUCCUAGGUAUUUUAUUCUUUUUGUUGCAAUGGUAAAUGGGAGCGUUUCCUUAAUUUCUCUUCAGAUUUUUUUGUCAUUAGUGUAUAAGAAUGCCAGAGAUUUCUGUGCAUUAAUUUUGUAUCCUGCUACUUUACCAAAUUCAUUGAUUAGCUCUAGUAGUUUUCUGGUAGCGUCUUUAGGAUUCUCUAUGUAUAGUAUCAUGUCAUCUGCAAACAGUGACAGCUUUACUUCUUCUUUUCCGAUUUGGAUUCCUUUUAUUUCUUUUUCUUCUCUGAUUGCUGUGGCUAAAACUUCCAAAACUAUGUUGAAUAAGAGUGGUGAGAGUGGGCAACUUUGUCUUGUUCUUGAUCUUAGAGGAAAUGGUUUCAGUAAAACUGACUUCUCUUUUAUUCAAAGUUCUGAAAGCAGCCAGAUUCAUUGGAGGCAGUUUUUCCUGUAGUCACAUCUGCCCGACUUUAUUGAAUUUUCUUUUGUUAAUGAAUCGUGAGGGUUGAGUUAAAUGUUAAAUAUUGGUGUUUAUAGAAGGAACAUGCAUGUUUGCUUUUGCCUUUGUUUGUAAUAAAAUUCAUUUAGUUGUAAGUUUGUUCCAUGGAAAGGUCGAUACUGGCUGUGUUUAAUGCUGCCUCAAGCAUUUCCUGGCAGUUUUGGCUCUGCUAAGGGCUUCAAGGCCAGUCCUCACAUUCCCUUGGUGUCCAGCCUUUGCCAGUCCACCCUUUGCACGCCUCCCCAAAUACACAUCAGCAGCCAGCCCUUUUCUCCCAUGCACUCGGCCCCGCGGGCUCCGUUCCCUCUUCGCUUUGUAACUGCAGCCUCUCCGGCUGUCCUGAUCCUCUUGGGCUGUGCUGACCACAUUCUUACAACUAAUACUUUCUUGGUUGACAAGCUGUUUCCUUGAUACCCUUUGAUCCAAUAAUUCCACUUUUGGAAAAUUUCUCUAACAUAACAACCAUAGAUUACACAAAGAUAUACAUAGAAAAUAGGUACAGAACAUACAAAAAAUGUGUCUCUGCAACCUUCUUUAUAACAAAAUUGAAAACCACUAGUGAUGGACAGUAGGGACCGGGCCAGUACACGACGGAUGGCGCACGCGCAGCCGGCGUGCUCCAGGCCUCGGGGCGCCUGCAGUCACAAACGGAAAAAAGAGCAGGAAUGAAAUGUGCCAACACAUUCACAGCUUUUACAUCCCCGAGAUGGUGGGUGAUUUUUGUUUUCUUCCUUAUGGUUUUCUGUAUUUUUCAAAUGUUCCACAACGAAACUUUUUUUUAUAAUUAGACAAACCUGAUUAAAACAAUCUUUUCUGACCAUGCAAAGAUUACAGAGAUGGGAACAUAAGAACUGAAACUACUAUCUACAAGGACAUAACCAAGUAGCAGCAAGGUGAUUAUUUGGGUUCCAUGAAUCAGAGGAGCCACUGGCUGGCCAGGGGUCCCUAGGACUCCUUGUGCUUUCCUUUGACAGCCCGUCUUCCUGGAACGACAGCCAGGGCUGGCCUGUCCCUUGCAGCCCGGAAGACAUGAUUUUGCAAUUGCAUUGGGCAUCUCUGUGAAGAACCCCUUCUCCGGAGACUCCUGGGGAGGGGGUGGCAUUGUGAGAACUGAAGAGUGGGACAACAGUGGUCUUGUAAGGGCCACUUCCUCAGCACCUCUCUUAGGCUCGGUGUGUGUUGGCCUUUUCUCUGUGGUGAGUCGUUGCUGCCUUGAGGACAGAGACCCUGUCCUCUGAGCCUUCUUGCUCUUCCGGACUCUCCCACCUGAACCCAUCUGUUGACUGACUCCUGUCGGCAGAAGGGCGUCAAGGUCUCCCUCCCACCUUGACAUGUUGGAUGAUCCGAGCAGAUGCUCGGUCAUUGCCAAGGGGGCUCCCCGUGAUCUUCUCACACCAGCUCUGGCCUCAGUGCUGCUUGAAGGAGGAGGACGGCCGAAGGGGAUCUAGGGCGAGGCUCCCCGGCCCUCGGGGCGUGGCACCAUGCGGGUGCAGGGCUGAGAAGUGGGGUUCACCUGGGAAUGAGGGCGCCCAGGGGUAAGCAGGGCCUCAGCGGGUCCUCACGGGGACACGUCAUGUCUCUGCCGCAGGUGAACGGGAAGGAGCUCUCCAAGCUGUCUCAGGAGCAGACCCUGGAGGCCCUGCGUGCCUCCAAGGAGCCCCUGGUGAUCCAGGUGCUGAGACGCAGUCCCCGCCUCCGGGGGGAUGGCUCCUCCCUGGACCUGCAGCUGGUGGACAGUGGCACUCAGACGGACAUCACCUUCGAGCAUAUCAUGGCGCUGGGCAAGCUGCGCGCACCCACCCCGCCCAUGGUCACCCUGGAGCCGUACGUCCCGUCUGAGCUCCCCCCCAUCGGCCACGAGUAUUAUGACCCGGCGGAGUUCGUGGAGGGCGGCCCGCAGGAGGCAGACCAUAUGGAAGAGCUGGAGUAUGAGGAGGUGGAGCUGUAUAAAACCAGCCACCGCGACAAGCUGGGCCUGAUGGUCUGUUACCGCACGGAUGACGAGGAGGACCUGGGCAUCUACGUUGGAGAGGUGAAUCCCAACAGCAUCGCAGCCAAAGACGGCCGCAUCCGCGAGGGAGACCGCAUCAUCCAGAUAAAUGGUGUGGACGUCCAGAACCGGGAAGAGGCAGUGGCCAUCCUGAGCCAGGAGGAGAAUACCAACAUCUCCCUGCUGGUGGCCCGGCCCGAGAGCCAGACGCAAGUGGGGCCACUGUCUGCGGAGGUCCUUCGGGCGGCGGGCACAGCACGGGCCUGUGUGCAGCUGGCGAAGCGCUGGAAGGACAGUGACCGCGACGACUUCCUGGAUGAUUUGGGCUCUGAGAACGAGGGGCACCUGCGGCCGCGGAGGCUGACGUCCCCGCCCGCCCAGCAGCUCCAGCUUGGAAACGAAGAGGAGAAAGGGGCCCCUGAUGCGGGCCCAGGCUUGAGCAACAGCCAGGAGCUGGACAGCGGGGUGGGCCGGACGGAUGAGAGCACGCGCAACGAGGAGAGCUCCGAGCACGACCUGCUGGGGGACGAGCCCCUGAGUACCGCCAACACGCCCGGGCCCCUGCGCAAGUUUGGCCUGCAAGGGGACGCCCUGCAGAGCCGCGACUUCCACUUCAGCACGGACUCCCUGCCGGCCGAGGGCGCGGGGCCGGGCGGCGGCGGCGACGUGCCGGGCCUCACGGAUGAGGAGUGCGAGCGCUACCGCGAGCUGCUGGAGAUCAAGCGCCACCUGGAGAACGGCAACCCCCUGGGCCUGCUCCUGCCCCGGGCCGCCGGCGGCCACGGCGCCCUGGAUGUCAACCGCAACGAGAGCGUGGGCCACGAGGUGGCCGUGCUGGAGGAGGAGCUGCGGCACCUGGAGUUCAAGUGCCGCAACAUCCUGCGGGCGCAGAAGAUGCAACAGCUGCGGGAGCGCUGCAUGAAGGCCUGGCUGCUGGAGGAGGAGAGCCUCUACGACCUGGGCGCCGGCGAGCCCAAGAAGCACGAGCUGUCUGACAUCUCCGAGCUGCCCGAGAAGUCGGACAAGGACAGCACCAGCGCCUACAACACGGGUGAGAGCUGCCGCAGCACUCCGCUGCUGGCGGAGCCCCUGCCCGAGAGCCCCCUGAGGCGGGCGGCCGCCGGGGGCAACUCCAACCUGAACCGGACCCCCUCCGGGGCCCCUGUCGCCGCCCACCCCAAGGCUGCCCCUCCGCAGGGGAGUCCCGCCAAGUUCCGAUCCCUCUCCCGGGAUCCCGAGCUGGGCCGGAGACAGCAGUCGGAGGAGCGGGGCCGCCGCGGCCCCAAGGCGGGGGUGACCCUGGAGCGCAUGGGCCCCGAAGGCAGCCCUUACCUGUCGCGGCGCCACCGCGGCCAGGGCCAGGACGGCGAGCAGUACCACAGCUGCACGCAGCUGGCCCCGCCGCGCCGUCUGGAAGAGCUGGGCCACGGCCCCUUGAGUUUGGCCGGCGGCCCUCGGGGGGGUGGCGUGGCGGCGGCGGCCACCGAAGCGCCCCGCAUGGAGUGGAAGGUCAAGGUGCGCAGCGACGGGACCCGCUACGUGGCCAAGCGACCAGUGCGGGACCGCCUCCUGAAAGCCCGGGCCCUGCAGAUCCGGGAGGAGCGCAGCGGCAUGACCACGGACGACGACGCGGCGAGCGAGAUGAAGAUGGGCCGCUACUGGAGCAAGGAGGAGCGGAAGCGGCACCUGAGCCGGGCCCGGGAGCAGCGCAAGCGGCGCGAGUUCAUGAUGCAGAGCCGCCUGGAGGGCCUGAGGGAGCCGCAGAGCGGCGACGGCAGGGCCGAGCUCAGCAUCAUCGCCCUGAGCCACCGCAAAGCCACGAAGAAGCGGAACAAGAAGAUCCUGGACAACUGGAUCACCAUCCAGGAGAUGCUGGCCCACGGCACGCGCUCAGCCGACGGGAAGCGGGUCUACAACCCCCUGCUCUCUGUCACCACUGUCUGAGCCCAGCUGCGCUCCAGGGCACGGGGCCUCCGCCCGGGCCCAGGUCCACUGAGCCUGCCGGGGCCCCGUCUUCUGCUCUCCCCUAGAAGCUGGCGUGUGUCUGUGUGUGCGCGUGGCCCUUCGUUACCAGACAGAAGCCCCUGAAGGAGGAGGGACGCUUCUCUCCAUCGGUGACUUCCUUCUCCCCAGGUACAGCGACCCCAUCAACAGCUGGCCUGGGGGCAGACCCGUACCGGUCCCCCCUUCAGCCGGGGGCGUGUGUGUGUGUGUGUGUGUGUGUGUGUGUGUGUGUGUGAGAGACACGAGCCGAGACACAUGUACGCACGCAGACACACGCACUUCCCUCCGGAGCGCUGUCAGCGCGGGCACCUGGGGACAGGGAAGUCAGCUGAAAAGAAGAGGCGAAGACUGUCCUAAGCACAAGAGGAUGUCCGUUACCUGUAGACAAAGGCGACCCUGAUUUUUGUGGUUCUUUUCCUUUUCUGUGCUUUGCCAAUUGCUGUCUUUUGGGUUCGUUUGUUUUGUGGACCUGCUCUGAGGGCUGGCAGCUCCUUCAGGCAGCCUGACAGAGGCGGAAUCCCCGAGUGAUAGCUGGGAAGGAGGCGGGUGGGGGGAAGCAAGGGAGGGGAAUGGGGGGUGGGGAGGGGAGGGGAGGGGGGUAAUGAAGGCAAGAAUGGGAAGCAGCUUUGCAGGUGGCCUCCGCUCUGAGGUGUGGGGACUGGGAGCUUCCGAUGUGGCUUGCCGGGCUCACCUUG
Messenger RNA from Physeter macrocephalus (sperm whale), 6268 nucleotides. It is a transcript of the gene PDZD4, whose product is annotated as PDZ domain containing 4. The record is from RefSeq and is a predicted model, not a curated record. The transcript has 7 exons. Gene Ontology annotation, molecular function: protein binding. The coding region runs from base 3099 to 5513 and encodes 804 amino acids. NCBI's taxonomy places the organism in Eukaryota, Metazoa, Chordata, Mammalia, Artiodactyla, Physeteridae.